This is a messenger RNA of Porites lobata, 1936 nucleotides long. The record is from the annotation of a GenBank genome assembly. Lineage: Eukaryota; Metazoa; Cnidaria; Anthozoa; Scleractinia; Poritidae.
AUGAUAGAUGCAAACCCAACAGGCAGUGAACCACUCCAAAAUGAUACUGAAGCUACGUCAGAGCAAGUUAAUAAUGCAAGCAUUCCUCAGAUGGACAGUACUACAGAUGGUGUGCGCUGGCGAGGGGAUGAAAGCAUGCCAGACUCACACAGCCCUAAUACAAGUAGCACCCCAGGAGAGAGCAUAUCAAUCCGGGUUAAAUUCAUGGAGAAUGAGAGAACUUUAUCAGUAAAUAGGACAAUAAAAGUAGGAGAUUUGAAAAGGUAUUUGCAGUAGCUUGAUAACCAGAUACACCUUGCAGUUUUAUCUAAUAUAUCUACAAUCCUGGUCAAAACACUUGGGACAAUUUUUGUUUCAGGUGAGGAAAAUGUAAUUCAAGUUGACCCCCCUUCCCCCCUGGGUAUUGCAUGUCAAACACUUUGUGCAUAUUUUGCAUACGUCAAGGACCUUCACUUUUUUCAGGGGGGGUGGAGGAAAAAUCUUGGUAAGGCCAUCUUUAUGAGUGUGUAUCGCAGGUUAGCUGUAAAUUCCAUUAAAAAAAAACACGUGAAAAAGGGGAUGUGUCCCAAAACCUUUUGGCCAGGAUCGUAGUUUAAAAAAUGUCAGUUUUAACAUCCUUUUAGUUUGACAAGUGGCUGUGAAAAGUCGUGUUAGCAGAUCAUAAUUUUACAAGAAUUACAUUUUGUUCUGUUUCUAGCAAACAAAGGUAACAUUGCUCAGAAGGUAGGGCGGACUUGGGGAGGGGAGGGUUGCCAGUCACCCGUUUUUCUGGCAUUUUCCGGGACUAAAAAGUCAAGCAAAAUUUUGGCAGGCCCUGAAAAGUACUGGAAAGUUUUGUACUCGGGCAUUAAGUAGUAAAGGUAGAUAGAAAAUUCCAGUUCAUCCAAGGAAGAAUUCUAAAAAGCAAACCACAAUUUUUUUAAUCCUGAAAAAUAUACCUGAGUCCUUGUAAAGUCCAGGAAAAAUCCUACAUUUUAUUUAUGUUGUAUUCAUAUUUUUUUAAAUAAUAUUACAAAGUGCGCAAGCUAUUUUAAUGUAUUUGUGUAUCUUAUCUUACUUCCACUGCAGAUUGUGCUUUCGGAAUGAAUUAAACAGUGGACAAAGGGUACGUCUUAUAUACAGUGGGCGCUUACUGCAAGAUGACAUGGCCCCUAUCUCCUUUUAUGGCAUUGAGAACUAUUCAGUACUUCAUGCUCAGAUUUCUGACGUAAGAAGAACAGAUGAGAACGAACAAUCCACAACUUAUCACCAAGAAGCCGAUUUGGACUUGUCUAAGUUAUUUCUUCCCAUAUUAGCAAUAAUUCUGACGCUUUGUUGGUAUGGAUUUUUUUACUACAGACAUCUUUUCAGUGCGGCAUCUGUAAUCAUCCUUGUUUUCAUGACCUUUGCAUUCGGUGUCUUAGCACAUGUUAUAACAUCCUAAUGUUCUAAUUCUCUGUUAAAUUGUAUAAUACAGUCAAACCUCCCAUUAGCAACAAUCCAAAAUGUCAGGACUUCCUCAUCUUUAUGGGAUGCAGUUGCUUACGAGAAUCGAAUUACUGGGGGUUUCUACUGAGAUGAGGUCCGGACUCAUCCACUUUAUUGAAGACAAUUUAUUUCAUUGAAUUUCUAAGUCAGGAUAUGUUUAGUUCCAUGUCAUUGUCACCAACAUUCUUUGUAUACUGUAAGCAGCACAGUAGAUACAGCGAACAUAGAGAUCAGACCGUACUUCAAGUGGUCGUUUACAAGAGGUUAAAAACAACGGGAAAGUUAUAAAACUAUCAUCCGUAAACCCUUUAAGCCCUGAGAAGGAUCAACAUUUAAAACAAAUCAAUGGAAAAACAGAUUGGUAAUAAAAACCAUCAUCCUUAAACCCUUUAAGCCCUGAGAAGGAUCAACAUUUAAAUUCUCCUUUUAAAAUCAACGCUUUAUAAAACAGAUUGGUAAUGAGAAUUAA